Messenger RNA from Calypte anna (Anna's hummingbird), 993 nucleotides. It is a transcript of the gene CLDN10, whose product is annotated as claudin 10. Bases 76 to 762 code for a protein of 228 amino acids. The record is from RefSeq and is a predicted model, not a curated record. Gene Ontology annotation, biological process: cell adhesion; bicellular tight junction assembly. Gene Ontology annotation, molecular function: structural molecule activity. The transcript is spliced from 5 exons. NCBI's taxonomy places the organism in Eukaryota, Metazoa, Chordata, Aves, Apodiformes, Trochilidae. Gene Ontology annotation, cellular component: plasma membrane; bicellular tight junction.
CCGCCCGCUGCCUCCCUCCUGCCCGGUGCCUCCUGCCCUCUGCCCGCUGCCUCCUGCCUGCCUGCUGCCGGGCCCAUGGCGAGCACGUCGGCGGAAAUCAUCGCCUUCCUGCUGACUAUAUCGGGAUGGGUGCUGGUGUCUUCCACGCUGCCCACCGACUACUGGAAAGUGUCCACCAUCGACGGCACGGUCAUCACCACAGCCACUUUCUGGGCCAACCUAUGGAAGACCUGCGUGACCGACUCCACGGGGGUCUCCAACUGCAAGGACUUCCCAUCCAUGCUGGCGCUGGACGGUUACAUCCAAGCCUGUAGAGGACUGAUGAUCUCCGCCGUCUGCCUGGGUUUCUUUGGUGCCGUUUUUGGACUGGUUGGGAUGAAAUGUACAAAAGUCGGAGGCUCCGAUCAGACUAAAGCAAAAAUAGCUUGUUUAGCUGGACUGAUUUUCAUACUCUCUGGGUUGUGCUCAAUGACUAGUUGUUCCCUGUAUGCAAACAGGAUUACGUCUGAGUUCUUUGAUCCUGCUUUUGUUGCACAAAAGUAUGAAUUAGGAGCAGCUUUGUUCAUUGGAUGGGCUGGAGCUUCGCUCUGCAUAAUUGGUGGCAUUAUAUUCUGCUUCUCAGUAGUUGAAAACAGUAAUUCUCCAAGGAGGGGGUAUGCCUAUAAUGGAGCCACAUCUGUGAUGUCUUCUAGGACAAAGGUCCACAACACUGUCCCAGACAAAACCCCACCAAAGCACUUUGACAAGAAUGCUUAUGUUUAAUUGUACUGUUGGAAGAUUCAAACCUUUAAACAUGAGUUUGUAUGUUUCGUGCAGAGUGAUUUCCCUCCCCUCCCCACAACCUCAAUGUAAUUACCAGUAAGACAAUGACUUUUUAAAACACUAACUUGCAGCUUUUUACAUAUUGAUGUAAAUUUUAUUAUGUAAUAUUUUAAGAUUGAUGUUGGUAUUGUGAAGUUUAUACCUGGAAAUCAUGAGCUGAUGUUGCUUUCU